Molecule: messenger RNA, 2115 nt
Organism: Amaranthus tricolor (Joseph's coat)
Lineage: Eukaryota; Viridiplantae; Streptophyta; Magnoliopsida; Caryophyllales; Amaranthaceae
Exons: 3
Coding region: 210-1928 (572 amino acids)
Molecular function (GO): zinc ion binding; nucleic acid binding
Source: RefSeq, a predicted model, not a curated record
UUGCUUUUUUUAUGGAAACCUCUGCUCUGUUCCUUGCAUUCAUGCGCUUCCUAAUGGUUAGAGUAAGGAAAUCCUAUAAAGUUUAAAUCUUUUUUUUUUUCACUUCAUUGCUGUUUCCCCGUUGAAUUCCCUUCUAAUAAUUUCAAAACUUUAAAAACCCAUAUCACAAAACUUUUAAAACCCAUAUCACAAAACUCUAUCUUUCACUAAUGGAAGAUAAAAUUUCAAAAGAUACCAUCGGUGGAGAUCAUAUUUUCCCAGUACAAGGGAAUCCAUUUUUGGAAGAUAAACAUGAUGGUGGAAAAAACCAAAUGUUAGAAGCAGUGCAGUUAGAUAUAGAGAUGGAGAAAAGAAAAAUUAGAGAAAGGAUUCUUAGACAAAGAGAUUUGGAGGCAGAAGUAAGAAUGGAGUUAAUGAUGGAAAAGCAAAUGAUGGGUAUGAGAAGUUUUUAUGGGAAUUCUUCUGGUGAUCCUUUUAUGUUAAUGGAUUCUAGGUUUCACGGUUUUCAAGGUAGGUUUUUAUCAGAUAAAAACAUGUUAAAAGUAGGGCUUUUUGAUGAUGAUUAUGUUGAGAAACUGAAGAUGAUGAAUCAAUCUUUAGGUAAUUUAGAGCAAACGAAUCAAGACCCACCAAAAAAUAUCGUGUUUAGAGAUGAGAGGGAGGAGAAAGUUCAUGAAGUAUCAAUGGGGAAGUGGCCUUUCCAACGAGAUCCAAGAUUUGUUGCUGCUCAAAUUGCUAGUAAAGAAGCAGUAUCCUGUAAGGCUAUACCUAGCUUAGACGUUUUCGAAAGGAAAAGGAAAGCUGAAACGUCAAAAAUGAAUGAGGAAGAAACGGUUUCAAUUUCAAGAAAGGAAUUGCUGAAGAAGUGGUAUUGCUCCGUGUGUGAAGUUUCUGCUACAUCAGGAAGCAGUUUUGAUCUUCAUCUUAAUGGAAAAAAGCACAAAACCAAGUUAGCUCUGUCUAAAUCUUGUGACACUGCGAGCUGUGUCAUUAUGGAUAGUGACUCCACUGAGAGUUGGGUGCAGCCUGUGAAGGAAGAAAAAAACCGAGUGCAACCCAUGGAGGAAGAGAAAAGCCUAGUGCAGCCUAUGGUAGAAGAAAAGAGUAAAGUACAGCCUGUGGAGCGGGCAAAUAGCAAGAUUUCGAAGAAAUGGGAGUGCCCUUUGUGUCAAAUAUCUGCUACUUCAGAGACACUUCUAAGAAGUCAUCUCGAAGGAAAGAAGCACAGAGCAAAAGUUGCUAAGAUCGGGGUAUCUCAAAUAACUAGUGACACUAAGGAAGACCGUGAGGAUGUAAAAAAAUGGUCUUGCUCUUUAUGUCAAGUAUCAGCUUUGUCAGAGAAAAGUUUGAACUUUCAUUUGCAAGGAAAAAAACACAAGGCUAAGGCGAGGUUGCUUCCUCAAGUUGCUGAUGAUAUGGACUGUAAUUCAGCAAAAGAAAUCUCAGAAAGCGUGAAGGCCAUGCAGGAAAAGAGUUUGGAAGGUGACAAAGGUUUCAACAACGAGCAAGAAGUCAACAAGUUGAACUUAGUGAAGGAUGGAAUCGAGAAAGAAAGCAUCUAUACUGAGAGCAUUGAAAUUGAAGAGUUGGAGAACAAUGAUCGAGAGACAGGAAGGGAAUCUAUGAAGUUUUGGCAUUGCAAGACAUGCAAUGAAGGAACUUAUAAUGAAGAAGCAAUGGAUAUACACAGGAAGAGUACUAAGCACAUGAAUUUGCUUCGAGAUAUUGGUGGGGGUCUCAUUGUUGUGGCAAAUGUCCGGAAGAAAGCAGUUGAAAGUGAAAAGGGGUCUCAAGAUGCAGCACUUGAUGAGGUUACAAAUGAAAAUGGCGUAAAUUUGGAUGAAAAGGGCUCUGAAGAUGCAACGUUUACUGAGAUUACAAAUGAAAAUGGCAUCAAAUCGGGUCUCAUUUUUGUGUCAAACCAUUGAAGCACGAAACGUAAAACAUUAUUCGGUACUGCGUUACACUCCGAGUCGAAAACUUUAUUUAAAACACUAAAUUAACGUUUUUUGUUUGUCUUUAAAUAAAAGAAUUUUUUUUUGUUUUGCUGUAAUGGUUAUAUUAUGUUUUAACCAUUACCCGGAUACCCACAUUGAAAAAAUCCAGAUAAGUGAU